AUGUAUCUUCCUAACCUACCCAUCGAGGUUAUUCUCAUGAUCACACGGCUCCUCGAUUAUGAAAGUGAGAUCAGCGCCCUAAGUCGGACCAAUCACCGCCUCUACAAAGUUCUGGAGGACUUUCUAUACAAAUACCACGUACAGUGCAUCAAUAGCGGUACGGAUGAAGAGCUUGGUAUGUCAGCCUUACAAUGGGCAGCCAAAAACGGGUUGGAUGGCACAGCUCGCAGAGCGUUGGAGGCAGGAGCAGACCCCAAUGCCCAUGAUGUGGUAGUAAUUGCUGCCAGUCAUGGACAUGCCAAUGUGGUCAAAGUUCUCCUGGAGUACGGUGCUGAUACCUCCUAUGAAAGGGUCCCAGAGUGGUCGCGGUCAACGCGGCCCAUUGGGAGAAAUGGAGCUGGCAACGCCUUCUCACUGGCCGCAAGUGAAGGCCAUGCAGAGGUCAUUCGGGUUCUGAUUGCUCAUGGAGCCGACCCAAAGCGGUCGGCGAGAGAUAGUAAGUUCAACCCUUUGAUCCAAGCUGCGCAUGGCGGACACUUGUCAAUUGUCAAGCUCCUUGUCGAAGCGGGCUGUGAUAUCGAGCCUGACAAUUACAACGGUGUGACUCCACUUGCGACCGCCGUUGCGAAUGGUCAUCUGGAAGUUGUCAAAUUCCUCCUCGCUCGAGGUGCCAAUCCGGACCCCAGAUGCUUCAGUGACCUCACCCCGCUCUGCAUGGCCGCGCGACGGGGUCACUUGGAGAUUCUUGAAUAUUUGCUUGACCACGGUGCCGACCCUCAUCCUCGUAUCAACAACGAAACGUCUCUAUAUGCGUUGGCCUGGGCAGCGCAGCUCAACCAUGUGGCAAUUGUGGAAUUUCUCAUGGACCGUUUUGAUUAUCUUCACAUGGUCCAAACGAAGGAGGAGCGAUGCAUUCUCCUCUGUGUGGCUGCUGCAACGGGGAUCGUGCAGUGGGCACAGCACCUGCUGGAUGCGGGUUUGCCCCCCAAUAUAAAAGGGGAUAAUGUCCUUGCUUUUGGGUUGCUCUACAAAGACUUCACGCCACUCGCAUGGGCUGCAGACCGCGGCCAUCUACGGCUUGUUGAGCUGUUGAUUGAUCGCGGAGCAAAUCCAAGUCAAUUCAAUGAGCCGGGUGAUUUCUGCAAUCCUCUCUGGCGCGCAGUUCAAGGAGGCCAUGAAGCGGUCGUGUCACUGUUACUCGACCGAAGGGACAACUCAGCCAAUGGAAAUGAGAUGUCGGUUGCUCUUCAGCAUGCUGUCCAGCACGAUGGUAUUUUCAAACUGCUUCUCGAUCGUGGAGCAGACCCGUUAAAUGACCGUGUAUCUGUCCCGCGGCGUGUCUUGCGCUUUGGGAACGCAAUACAAGUCCAGAUGCUCCAUGACCGGGGAGUCCGGUUUGACAAGCUGGGUAGCGCGUUCCCGCUAUACCUAUUGGCGAUUCGUGCCGGUGAAGCUGUUUUCAAGAUUCUCCUCCAGAACAGAUAUGAUCCUCAACCUGGUGGUCCAGACGAGUACAACAUACUACAAACAGCAGCAACCAAAGGAACUACCGCAGUGAUGCAAACUCUUCUAGAUCGUGGCUUCAACCUCCAUGUUCGUCACUCCGGCAGACCUUUGCUCAGCGCUGCAGCCUCCAGAAGGGACCAAGAAAACGCUGGCGAUAUGAUCGAUCUUCUGCUGCGUCAUGGAGCACGUUUGAACGAGCUGGAUUCAUCAGGUCGCACACCUCUCAUGUGGGUAUGCCGCGCGAAGUUUCGGGACCGGGCACGCAAAUUGCUGGAGCGAGGAGCAGAUCCCUUUGUCAAAGGGGGGACCGGUGAGACCUUUUUUAUCAUGGCAGCCAGAGCUGGGAACUUGAGCGUGGUGAAGCUGCUUUUAGAAUCAUUUGAUUCUUUUGGCUUAUCUGGAGCUGAGAUGGAAGACUAUCUUCACGAGGCAAUCGCCAUAUCGAGUGGCAGUGUUCGGAAGGCGCUGCGCCAGUACUAUUGGCGAGAACAUUAUCGUGGCAACUGA
Molecule: messenger RNA, 2013 nt
Organism: Aspergillus clavatus NRRL 1
Lineage: Eukaryota; Fungi; Ascomycota; Eurotiomycetes; Eurotiales; Aspergillaceae
Product: Ankyrin repeat protein
Exons: 1
Coding region: 1-2013 (670 amino acids)
Molecular function (GO): protein binding
Source: RefSeq, a predicted model, not a curated record